UUUGUUUGUUUGUUGUCAAGUCAAAAUCAUAAAACCAAAAAUAUCUUAAAGUUGCUUUUCUCUUUAUAAAUUUUGAUAUCAAGAUGAAUUGCUGUGAAAAUAUAACAAUGCCCAGUUGUGUUUGGUUUGAGGGUGGCGAAAAGCGGAACAUUAUUGCAUCAAUAAUGGCUGGACUCUUGUUCUUUGCUGGUUGGUGGUUUAUUAUAGAUGCCGCUUCUGUGUACAAAGAUGAUCUACCAAAUGCUGUUCAUGUUUGUGGAGUGAUGGCCACUUUAUCACUGAUCAUGGUUAAUUCUGUAUCUAAUGCCCAGGUGAGAGGUGAAACAUACACAGGAGGCUGUAUGGGUCCCCGGGGGGCACGGCUGUGGCUCUUCCUUGGGUUCGUAGUCGGCUUUGCUUCACUUAUCGCUUCCUGUUGGAUCCUGUUUGCCGAUUAUGUCAACGCAAAAAGCACAAAGAAUACCUGGGCGGGAGUGAGUCUUUUCUUACAGAACGCGUUCAUCUUUGCCGGUUCCCUGGUUUAUAAAUUUGGACGUACGGAAGAUUUGUGGGGUUAAUUUUUUUUAUUAAAACCUAUUAAUCUAUGUAUUAAAGUAAGCUGCAUUGUUUGUAUUCUGAAUAAACUAAUGAGAAACCAA
Messenger RNA from Amyelois transitella, 638 nucleotides. RefSeq names its product transmembrane protein 50A. The coding region runs from base 84 to 557 and encodes 157 amino acids. Gene Ontology annotation, biological process: protein targeting to vacuole; late endosome to vacuole transport via multivesicular body sorting pathway. The record is from RefSeq and is a predicted model, not a curated record. The transcript is spliced from 4 exons. Lineage: Eukaryota; Metazoa; Arthropoda; Insecta; Lepidoptera; Pyralidae.